AUGAAAAGACAAAUUAUAUUGUUUACUUCUUUAUUUAUAUUUUCUCUUAAUUUAACGUUGUCAUAUGAAAAAUCAAAUAAUAGAUUAGGAUAUUAUAAUGAAGAAAAUGCAGACAAUAAGGAGAAGAAUAAAAUUACUUUCAUGUUUAACGAUAUUAAGGUAGGUAUGCAAAAUGAUGUGGAAGAAAAUUUAGAUAAUGGAAAAAAUGUGUUAGAAGAUGAACAUUUGGUUAUAGGGCAAGAAGGACAAACCGACAAUGAGGGUCCUCAUACAGAAACUAAACCUGAAAGAUCUGUUGAAUCAGGAGGUACAGGCGAUAGCGUUUCAAAUCAUGAAUCGGAAUUACCAAGAGAUACAGAAACUCGUGAAGUUGUAACAACAGUACAACCAGGAACACAAUUAGGAGAAUCAGGAGCAAAAGAAACAUUAGAGUCACAAACAUCACCAGCACCACAGGGAACAUCAGGAUUACAAGGAGAAAAGGUACCAGGUGCCUUAUCAAGUGUAUCACAAACGUCUAGUCCCGAUGUAUCAUCAAGAUCUGAACAACCACAAACGAUGCCAGAAUCACCAAGACCAGAAGGAACAUCAACCGAAUCACAACCAAGAGGAUCGACAGAAUCAGAUGCAAGUAAUAAAAAUGGUUCCCAAACUAAUGUUAGGACAAUUUCAAAUUCUAGUAAUAGUAUCACAUCUCCUCAAACGACACAACCUAGUAAUAAUCAAAAUAAUACAGUAAGUACAACCUCAGAAGUGAAAUAUUUAGAUCUCCUUUAUGAUGAACUUCUUACAAAUAGCGAAGGAAAACAUCAAGUUCAUUUUGGAGAAAAUCACAAAAAAUAUAAUAUUUUUAGAAAGCAUUAUGAUAAUUUUGUCAUUAAUCAAAAAGAGUAUGAUAUAAUUAAGAAACUUCUUAAUUCUAUUUUUAGAGAUAAUAAUGAAAAUGAAAAAAUGAAAAAUUUAGUCAGCAUUUUUCAAAAAGCAUUAAAUGACAAGAAAUUUCAUGAUCAAUUUAAAAACUUUAUUUAUGGUAUUUAUGGAUUUGCAAAACGUCAUAGUUAUUUAAGAAAUGAAAAAAUACAAAACGAUAGUGAAUAUAAAGAAUUCUUUGAAAAUGCAGUGGAUUUAUUAAAUACACUUUGA
This is a messenger RNA of Plasmodium falciparum 3D7, 1143 nucleotides long. RefSeq names its product merozoite surface family protein (gene MSRP1). The record is from RefSeq and is a predicted model, not a curated record. NCBI's taxonomy places the organism in Eukaryota, Apicomplexa, Aconoidasida, Haemosporida, Plasmodiidae.